AUGGGAUUGGUUCGCAUUCCGUACUACCAGGACUACUGGUCUUCAGAGCCAGGCUAUUACAACCGUCUGAUAUCAACAACCAUGACAAGGAGCCGGUUUGAUUUCUUAACUCAACACUUUGCCUGUUCAGAUCCUGCUACCAAUCCCGAACGAUAUCCACAUGAGGACCCAACAAUGUUCACCGACAAGGCACACAAGUAUAACUUCAUGGCGAAGCAUCCACUUUACCCUCUCCAGCCUGUUUGGGACACCGUCCUGUCCAAGUGUAGAGCCAAUUUCAACCUUGGCAGAAACCUUGCAAUAGAUGAGGCAAUGGUGAAGUACUCCGGCUUCAAGGCCCAUGUCCGGAAAUUCUUCAUGCCACUGAAACCAAUCAGAACCGGCUUCAAAUUGUACGCCUUGGCUGAUUCAGCCACAGGCUACUUGGCUAAUUUCAUUGUCCAGCCCUUCAAAUCUGGUGCACCAGCAAAGAUGACAGACAUAGCCAUGGCCGUAGCUAGUCCAGUCUUUGGAGUCUACCACCACAUCUUCGGAGACAAGCUGUACUCGUCGGUAGAACUAUGCCAGCGCCUCCUUGCAGACAGAACCUACUACACAGGAGCUGUAAAGUCCACCAGCAAAAAUUUACCCCGUGACUUCAGAACCAACCCAGACAAAAAUCCCCAGCAGCACCAGAAAAUCAAGAACCUGAACAAGAUGCCAUGA
Patiria miniata (bat star) is the source of this 705-nucleotide messenger RNA. Its product is annotated as piggyBac transposable element-derived protein 4-like. The coding region runs from base 1 to 705 and encodes 234 amino acids. The record is from RefSeq and is a predicted model, not a curated record. The transcript has a single exon. NCBI's taxonomy places the organism in Eukaryota, Metazoa, Echinodermata, Asteroidea, Valvatida, Asterinidae.